Messenger RNA from Tinamus guttatus (white-throated tinamou), 500 nucleotides. Lineage: Eukaryota; Metazoa; Chordata; Aves; Tinamiformes; Tinamidae. The record is from RefSeq and is a predicted model, not a curated record.
AUGCUUUUAUUUUCUUUGCAGUUCAUACCGAUGCCUGUGCUCUAUGGGGUCUUUCUCUACAUGGGUGUAUCAUCGCUCCGAGGAAUUCAGUUCUUUGAUCGCUUGAAGCUCUUUGGGAUGCCGGAGAAACACCAGCCGGAUUUCAUCUACCUGCGACACGUCCCCUUGCGCAAAGUGCAUCUCUUCACCCUGAUCCAGCUCACCUGCCUCGUUCUGCUCUGGAUCAUCAAAGCGUCCCCCGCGGCCAUCGUCUUCCCCAUGAUGGUUUUGGCUCUCGUCUUUGUGCGGAAGGUCAUGGAUUUCUGCUUCUCGAAGCGGGAGCUCAGUUGGCUGGACGAUCUUAUGCCAGAAAGCAAGAAGAAGAAACUGGACGAUGCCAAAAACGAAGCCAAAGAAGAAGAGGAGUCUCAGAAGAUGAUGGAAGCUGCUGCAGCAAAUUCAGUCCAGCUGAAGCUGGGCAAAACCAGCUACUCAGAUGUCUCAAAGCAAGAUAAUGAUAG